CUAGAUUAAAAUGUCAUGAUUGUCAAAUCAUGUUGAGAAACUGGUGGCAGGGGAAAUGUUUUGCAAUGCGUUUUCCCAGCGUGUUUGUUUAAAAAUAACAAUAUUUUUUGUAUCUAAUUAAAUAAUUAUACGUAGUGAUCUAUUUUAACAAAAUAUAUAAAAUAAAUUAGUGUCGUUUUAUAUUAAUAGUGCUUUUCGGUUCGAGUGAAAACAAUUGGAGAUGACGUCUGUCAUAUCAUAUGAAAAUGAAUGUAAUUUAUGACAUGUGUAUUACUUCAAACAUUAAUAUGUAAUUUAAUAAAUCCUUUAACGAUAUUGUGAUAACAAUACAACAGUGCAAGUCAUGGGUGCUAAACCAAGCACGGCUAACGGUACUCAAAGCCCUCGAACGAGGGCAUUUUCAACAAGUAGCAGUUCCGAAGUUGUCACUGCACCCGGUUUUAGAUUAAUGCGAGCCCUAGGGAAUGAAUUGUCUAACGAUAGACAACGAGCUCGAUCGCUUUCUAGUGUUCCCGAUUUACACGCCAGCCAUGAAACUCUUUCAAUGCCUACAAAUGGGGCUAGCUUCGAUGUUUCGACAGGAGCUAGCCCCGAGACUGAUAGUAGUUCAGCCGAAGAGGCUGGUAGUGUUUUAGGAUCCGCUGCUGCUAACAUAGCUUUAGGAAGAGUGUAUGCUGCUCAUUCUUUACCUUCACAUAUAUGGUCUUUGAAUGGAAUAAAAUGUCCAGUAUGCAGUAAAUUUGUAAUUCCUGAUGAUAUAGAAUGUCAUUUGGUGAUGUGCCUAACUAAACCUCGGCUAUCGUACAACGAAGACGUACUGACUGAUGAUAAAGGAGAAUGUGUCAUAUGUUUAGAAGAAUUAAAUCAAGGUGAUAUAAUAGCUCGCCUUCCUUGCCUUUGUAUAUAUCAUAAGACGUGUAUAGAUCAGUGGUUCGAAGUAAACAGAUCCUGUCCGGAACAUCCAGGCGAUUAGCAUAUUUCUUAAAACAAAAAAAAUCGAUUUAAAAAUGUUGUAAAUAUGUAAAUAUUCUAUUGAAUUGAUUUGAACGAAAAGAAAUAAUGAUUUUUAUUACAAAAUUGACCUAAACGGAAAAAGAAAUGUUACCAAAUAAUGUCGAAGCGAUUUAUUGGACGAGUCAAGAUCGUCUACGAGGGAAGCGGUGAAUGUUCGAGUCGAGCCAUAUAGUGAAAUAUUCAAAAUCAACGAAUCGAUUUUCUAUAUCGGGUAUGUAUUUAACGAUGUGCAAUUUGGGAGCAUAAUUUAUUAUAGAAAAAUGAAACCAUUUUAAAAAAAUAUAUUUGUAAGUUCGUAAUGUGGUUUUAUUGUUUCUAAAUUAUUUUUUAAAAAUAGGAAAACACUUAUCGAAGCGAAUAUUGUAAAUUGGUCAAGUGGUAUAUUGAAUUUGUAGAUUAAAAUCGAAUAUAUACACCUCGAUAUUCAUUAAAUUGUUCUAGGACAUGUUGAUUUAUAUGUUUUCCAUUAUAGACCAUAGUUAGGGGCACUAGAAUGCCCCAAGAAUCGAUAAAUGUCUCAUUUAUAGCUCUGGUAUCAUAAAAUUUACAAAAUUGAGAAUUUAACAUGUACAUUGUUUUUUUUUCACUUCACUAGAGGCCUACAAAAAAAUUAUUUAUAUGGAACUUGUUAAUUUACAUGUUUCGAUAUACUUUGUGGCACUAGAAUACCCCCAGUAUCGAUAAAUGUCUCAUUUAUAGCUCUGGUUUCAUAAAAUUUACAAAAUUAUGAAUUGAACAUGCACAUUGAUGCUUUUUCACAACUCUAGAACCCUAAAAACCAGAAAUUUAUAUAAGGCAUAUCAAUUUACAUGCUUGGACAUACUUUGAGACACAUUUAUAAUACCAGUGACCUAUAGGUUAUGUAAAAAUUUAUUUGGAGAGAGUUAAUUAUUGAUUUUGACCUUAUUUCUGUCUCUUUAUCAGGCCCAGAGUCUUUGAAAGUGUCACGAGACUUAUUUUUCAUAUUUGUCAAUACUUUGGAGAUGUAAUGUACCCCCAAUUAUUGCAAAUGUCUCAUGUAUAUUAUAGACAGGUAUCGAAUGUAGCACCGGAGUCCCAAAAAUCAAAAAAAUUUAUACGGGACAUAUUAAUUUACAUAAUUUUUCUUGAUUGGACGUACUGUGAAGAGCCAGAAUGAUUCUAAUGUAGAAAAAUGUCUCAUAUUAAUGUGAGGAAUGACAUUUCAUGUAUUUCCAUGUUUGACUAUUCUUUAAAUGGUCUCAUAUGAAGCACAAGGGCCCCUAAAGUCGGAAAUACAUACAGGGUUCAUGAAUUUACAUGUUUUUUAUAAUUGGAGGUACUUUGGAGAACUAGAGAUGAUUCGGUAUAGAAAAAUGUCUCAAAUAUAGCCCCAUUGACCUAAAAACUAUAAAAAUGAAUGUGAGAAAUUUCAAUUCAUGGUAUUUCAUGUUUGACUAUCCUUAAAAAGGUCUCAUAUGCAGUUCCAGGGCUUAUAAAGUCAGAUAUAUAUACAGGGUUCAAGAAUUUACAUGUUUUUUUUAUGAUUGGAGGUACUUUGGAAGACUAAAGAUGAUUCGGUAUCGAAAUAUGCUCAUAUAUAGCCCCAUUGACUUAAAAUCUAUGAAAAUAAAUACGAGGAAUGUCAAUUAAUGUAUUUUCAUGUUUGACUAUCCUUAAAAAGGUCUCUUAUGAUUAUUAUAUAUAUAUAUCAAAAACUAAAAAAAAUGAUGUGGGGAAUAGUAAUUUAUAUUUUUUCACUUUUAUCUAUCCUCAUAAUGGUCCCAAUUUCAAAAAUAGUACCAUUUACAGCUCUAGGCACAAAUAGAACAUCAUGAAAACAUAUAAAAAAUAGUCGAAUCAUUUUUUUUGAAAAUUUGUUGGACAUUAAACAAAUUUAAUAUUAUUGCUAAUAUUAGCGGUUUUGAAAACUUCUAAGUCAUAGUUAGUCCACGAUGUCAGUCACUAUGACUUCAUUUUGGUUUUGUACUAAAAAUAAAUUCAAUAUACUCCCUUAAAUCGAUCAAUAUACAAUAUUUUCACCAAAUUAUCCCAAUAUUUCUUUCCAAAAAUAUAUUUUUGAUACUAUCGUAUGGCUGCUGUUUAUUAUUAUAUUUCAUUUCGGUUCAACUAUUUUGUAAAUUCAUUACGGAUGGCAUGUUUGUAAUUUUAGGCGAAUAAAUAGUUUUUAAUUCACUGAUAGGGGAGGUUUAGGUUUAGUCAUCACGUUUUACAGACUGACAUUGUGAUUGGAUAAAACAAACUGAAAUAAAAGCGAUUUGUCGAAGAUAUUUUUUGGAAAUUCUAUAGUAAUUGCAGGUCAUUAUUAUUAUUUUUUUCUUGCAAAAAUAUGAAUUUUUUUUUAAUUAUUUUCCACCUUCAAUUUCAAUAUUGGAAAUUUGGUGUCGAAAGAUAACUUUGGCAAACGUUUUCGGGUCGAUUAAGGCCCUUUUGUAACUUUGUAUCGAUAGCAACUAGUUUUUAAGCAAAACAUUAUGUACAGACGAUUUUUUUAUGUACUUUGAACUAUACAAACGAAAUUCGGUUUAUUUACUUUAAUGAAAUGUGUACUUUAGGGCAAUAAUCACUAAUGGUUGACUAGAUUUCUAUUUUUUUUUAUUAAUUUUACCAUAAGCUUGUCAAAAUGGUGUAUCGAAGAAAAUUAUGACUAUGUUAAAGUAUUACCAUAACCCCAUUUGUCCUACCAAUAUUUUUGCUCUGUAUGCAAUCAAAAAUCAAAAUAAUUCGGUGAAGUUUUUUUUUUUAAUAAUUAAUUGGGUCUUAAAUGAAUAAAUUUGAAGCUCCAUCUUUACCUAUACAUACCAUAAUUUGACCAAGCAGGUGCUGAGUAUCCCCAUGGAAUAUCUCAAAUUAAACCGAUGAAGGCAUAGGUGAUGUAAAUAAUCUUAGAUUUAUCUAGGAUUCAUCGCUGAAGUUAGAGUCAUCCGUCUCCAAAAGAUUCCUCCUGAAAGAAUCCUAUUGUUGAGUUUUUCGCCAGUUAGACUCCAAUCUAAUAAUUUAUCCAUCCGUUUAGUUGGAUAUGUGAUAUCUUCUUGAGACUACAGUAGGGCUCAAAUCCGACAAGACUUAAUACUCCCUAAUUGCAUCAUUUCCUGCUAAACCCUGAUGAUCUGGUAACAAUAUUGUUUCCGUUAAACCGUGCUGUUAAGGUUAGUGGUAUGGUAUAGUCCAACAAUGCCAACAAUCCAGCUUCUUUUGCUAAUUUGGAAUCACCUCGAUGGUAACAUCAAUUGCUCUUGUAGCAAAAAACAAUUUCUCGAAUGUAAUACCUUUGGGUGAUCAUCUUGACACUUUUUCACUCUCACAUUCAACUUAAUUGAUGCUAAUGCAUGUUCGAAACCAUUUGACUUUAAUAAAGAGUAUAUUCGUCUAGUACAGUGGUUCAGGUGAACCCCCAUGGGCCCAAGGGAGAAUUGUUUACUUAAAUUUAGAUCCCUAUUUUUUAGGUCCUUUUAUAUGUUUUUUUUUGCAAAAUUGUUUUGAUUUUAGGUUUUUUCGAAAUUAAAACGUAAAAAUAUUGACGUUUCGAUCUAUUAAAAUAUCAAUUGUGCUCAAAUUUGUCUAUUUUAUCUUUUUGAAGCAAAUCUAGUCUCCCAUUUCUCGAAAAAUGCAACUAAAAAGUUGUUGAACUAAUUUUUUUUUUUCAAAAAUUAACAUUUAAAUCUUGAUUUUUUUAUUUACCCUUUUGUGCGAAUUAACGUGAAUGACCAAAAAAAAAUCAUUUUAUUUACCUUCAAUUUCGAUUUUCAUCACUUUCCUAUAUAUACAACUUUUGCGAUACCCCCCGUAACAUAGAAACCAACUAUUAAAUUUUGUUUUAUAUAAAUUUUUUUAAUGGUGUUUUUAAAAUUUUCACAAUAAAUCGCACAAAAAAAGUAAAUAACGGUUGAUUUUAAUGUUUUUUUUAAUCUAUGGAGAUAGGCAGCUAAGACAAUUCAAUAAACAUCAUUUUUGUUAAAUGAUCGGGUGAUUGCAAUUUCAUACAAAUAUAUUUAUUUUUCACAGAUUUUAAUUAUUAUUGUGACUAAUUUUCACAACUUGUUGUAAAAAUUAUUUUUACUACAAAUUACCGGUUACUAGAAACACACAGUGACAUAACCUCAAUUUAAUUUCAACACACGGAACAUGGCUGGAUCGUGUUAAUUUUUUUACCGAUUGCGUUCUAUCCAUAGAUAAAGUGUUGAUAUUUCUAUGGUUCUGUCCUAAAAAUUUCUACUUUUUCUGUGUAAACAUUACAGCCACAUAUUUUUUUAUUAAUUUCGGAAACAACCAAAGACUUUUUUUUUAAUAAAGUGAUUAUACGUUUUUAAGGUGCUAUUGUGACUAUUGUAAUUGUUACCUAUAUUUUUAGUACGAGAUUAUUGAAACAUUUGAACUAUUUAGAAAUUCGUUUUUAUGUUGAAUUUUGUAUUUGUUGCUUCGAAAAAUAAAAAAAACUUCUUCUAAAGAAGUGCCAUAUUUUCAUCAUUAAAUAAAAAUGAAUAUCUAGGAUAUAGCCUUGUAGUAACAAUAAAAUUGUAAUAUUUUC
Molecule: messenger RNA, 5521 nt
Organism: Diorhabda carinulata
Lineage: Eukaryota; Metazoa; Arthropoda; Insecta; Coleoptera; Chrysomelidae
Product: E3 ubiquitin-protein ligase ZNRF1
Exons: 4
Coding region: 344-973 (209 amino acids)
Source: RefSeq, a predicted model, not a curated record